Molecule: messenger RNA, 1811 nt
Organism: Onychostruthus taczanowskii (white-rumped snowfinch)
Lineage: Eukaryota; Metazoa; Chordata; Aves; Passeriformes; Passeridae
Gene: HS2ST1
Product: heparan sulfate 2-O-sulfotransferase 1
Exons: 7
Coding region: 153-1223 (356 amino acids)
Cellular component (GO): membrane
Molecular function (GO): heparan sulfate 2-sulfotransferase activity
Source: RefSeq, a predicted model, not a curated record
CGAUGUGAGAGCGGCGGCGCCGGGCCCUGUCCGCGCCCCCGGCCGCGCUCCCUCCGUCCCUCCUCGCCCGCGCCGUCCCCGCGGCUCCCGCCGGCCCCCGUGGGCCGGGCCCCGCGUUAUGUCGUGAUCCCGGGCGGGCGGCGCUGCUGCUCAUGGGGCUGCUCAGGAUUAUGCUGCCGCCCAAGUUGCAGCUGCUGGCGGUGCUGGUCUUCGGGGUGGCCGUGCUGUUCCUGGAGAACCAGAUCCAGAAGCUGGAGGAGUCCCGCGGCAAGCUGGAAAGGGCUAUUGCAAGGCAUGAAGUCAGAGAAAUAGAGCAACGUCAUACAGUCGAUGGUCCCCGACAAGAUGUGACACUGGAUGAGGAAGAUGAUGUGGUGAUUAUUUACAACAGAGUACCCAAGACUGCGAGCACAUCCUUCACAAAUAUUGCCUAUGACCUCUGUGCGAAGAACAAGUACCAUGUUCUACAUAUCAAUACAACCAAAAAUAACCCUGUUAUGUCCCUGCAAGAUCAGGUGCGAUUUGUGAAGAAUGUGACUUCGUGGAAGGAGAUGAAGCCGGGAUUUUACCACGGCCACGUCUCGUACCUGGACUUCGCCAAAUUUGGUGUUAAAAAGAAACCAAUUUACAUAAAUGUCAUAAGAGACCCUAUAGAACGCCUAGUUUCUUAUUAUUACUUUCUGCGCUUUGGAGAUGAUUACAGACCAGGGCUACGGAGGCGAAAGCAGGGGGAUAAAAAGACCUUUGAUGAAUGUGUGGCAGCUGGAGGUUCCGACUGUGCUCCAGAGAAACUUUGGCUUCAAAUUCCAUUCUUCUGUGGCCACAGCUCAGAAUGCUGGAAUGUGGGAAGCAGAUGGGCUUUGGAACAAGCCAAAUACAAUCUGAUUAAUGAAUACUUCCUAGUGGGAGUUACUGAAGAGCUUGAAGACUUUAUCAUGUUAUUGGAGGCAGCUUUGCCCCGGUUCUUCAGGGGUGCCACAGAACUGUACCGGACAGGAAAGAAGUCGCAUCUUAGGAAAACAACUGAGAAAAAACUUCCCACAAAAGAAACUAUUGCCAAGCUACAGCAGUCUGAAAUCUGGAAAAUGGAGAAUGAGUUCUAUGAAUUUGCACUGGAGCAAUUUCAGUUUGUCAGAGCACAUGCAGUUCGGGAAAAAGAUGGAGAAUUGUAUAUUCUGGCUCAAAACUUUUUCUAUGAAAAGAUUUACCCUAAAUCAAACUAAGAAUGCUAUACUGUUAGAUUUAUGGACCUAAAUCUUUGGCCACAUCAUCAUCUUAGUCCUCAGCCAUGGAAACUAGAUUGCUUGUAGACCUCCAAGACAUUUCUUUAUACGAGAAAAGUGAGUUGUGGAUCACCUCCAGGGCUUUGGAUAUAGCUGUGUUGGUUUUCCAGAAGCAAAGGCUUCAUUUCUUUUAUCUAAAUAAUAUUUUCAGUCAAUAGGGAGUCAAUAUCCUUAACCUGAAGAAAUCUACACUGUAAUUCGGAGCAAUUAAUACACGGCAGUUCUAUUUGAAAAUAUAAACAAUCAAAAAACCAGUUUUGUUGAUGCUCUUUUUAAUUUUCAGAGCAAUUGAUUUUCAUUUGUACUUCUGUGAAGAGGAAAUCAUUUUUCCCCAGCUUUCAACAUGGAAAUUUCGGUUGUAUAAGUAUGAGUAGUCCUAAUAACUGGUUGACAUCUGUGCUUUGUUUUAGUGAAUCAUGUCACAUGAUAUUAAUUGGGAUGGUUAAUCAUGUUCUGCUGAGAAAUGCUGCUGCUGCUGGAAUUGCCCAUAUUUAUAUUAUGUGGUUUUAUUAAAAAAUUACAACUACU